UUUCCCGGCUAUUUUUGGUCCCUAAAUCAGUCAUAUGUCUUGCAGUUAAUAGCAAAUUAGUGAUUGAUUGCUAAUUUGAUCCUUGAAAUAAGAAGUUUAAUCUCAUUUGCUACAGCUUACAUAGAUCUAUCAGUUGUAAAAUUGCAACAGAAUAUUUGCAAUUGAUCGCAAAUAGUUUCUUGCAGCACCCCUUAUCUGCUUAUGUAAAUAAUCGAUCGUUCUCCACAGUUCGAAUCAAGCCGAAACCAGAAUGGCUGCCGCAAAACUCUCGUCAAAACUACGGCUUUUCGCCACAAACUAUGGAUCAGCCUCUUGCAAAACCAUCAUGGGAUUGAGGAAUUUCAGGAAGAUUUUUCCAGGUGCUCAGUCGCAUUUCACAAACUCGAGAAAUCACCAAAAAUCUCGGCCUACCACCACGGCACAAUCCACGUAUCCACAGGUGUUUGCCGACAGCAUUGCGCAACCGGAGGAGUUCUGGGCGGAGCAGGCGGAGCGGGUGGUGUGGUUCAAGAAAUGGGAUAAGGUCAUGGAUUUGAGCCAGGCUCCAGCUACAAAUUGGUUUGUAGGUGGUGAGCUUAACAUGUGUUACAAUGCUGUAGAUCGUCACGUUGAUGAGGGGUAUGGCGACCAAGAUGCAAUCAUCCACGACAGUCCAGUCACAGGGACAGUGACAAAGAUCACGUAUAAAGAAUUACAAGAAGAGGUUUCCAAGUUUGCCACUGCGUUGGUCAACUCCGGGGUUAAGUACGGCGACCGAGUCCUCAUCUACAUGCCAAUGAUCCCCCAAGCAGUCAUGGCCAUGCUUGCGUGCGCGAGGAUAGGAGCCAUCCACGUCCUGGUCUUUGGUGGUUUCGCAUCGAAAGAGCUUUCAGUUAGGAUAGACCAUGUCAAGCCCAAGGUUGUAGUGUCUGCUUCAGUUGGUGUUGAGCCAGGGCGUAUCGUUGACUACAAGAACCUCCUUGACAAUGCCAUUGACAUGUGUGAAACCAAACCAAAAGCCUGUAUCAUCUACAACAGACCUAACUUUGAAAGUGCUAACUUUAUCCCUGGCAGAGAUUUCUCAUGGACAGAGUUGGUCUCCUCCGUCAAAGGUCACGACUGCGUACCCGUCAAGGCGACAGACGCCCUCUAUGUUCUACACACGUCAGGAGCAACAGGUACCCCUAAGGCGCCAAUGAGGCCGACAGGGGGCUAUGUGGUGACCCUGUAUUGGACCAUGAAACAUCUCUAUGGCAUGGAACCGGGCGAAGUAUGGUGGGCUGCAUCGGAUCUGGGCUGGAUCGUAGGACAUUCCUAUAUAUGUUACGCUCCGCUCCUGCAUAGGAACCCAACUAUUAUCUAUGAGGGUAAACCAGUCGGUACACCCGAUCCUGGAGCUUUCUUCAGGGUUCUGAACCAGCAUGACGUGGUGUCCAUGUUCACUGCUCCAACGGCUCUUAGAGCCAUCAUCAAGGAAGACCCAGAGGCUGCCCUUGCUAAAAAAUAUUCAAGAGAUAAAUUUAGAAUAUUGUAUGUUGCUGGGGAGAUCUUUGACCGGGAAUCGCUCCAUUGGUGCCGAGAUGUUUUCAAUGUCCCGAUAAUUGAUCACUGGUGGCAGACAGAAACUGGAUGGGCGAUGACGCAUACAGCUGUAGGACUUGGAGAGGAUUUAUACCCAAGACAUGGAGUCACUGGUAAACCUGUGCCUGGAUGGGAUGUGAGAGUUUUAGAUGAGACGGGCCAAGAAGCACCUCGCGGUGAACUAGGAAAUAUUUGCAUCAAAUUGCCACUCCCACCUGCUGCCUUCACAACACUAUGGGGCAGUCAUGAAAGAUAUAUCAAGACCUACUUUGAAAAAUAUCCAGGUUACUACGACACGAUGGACGCUGGUGUCCAUUCUGAAGACGGUUACAUCGCUAUUCAAGCUAGAGUUGAUGAUGUCAUCAGCGUUGCUGGACAUCGUAUCGCUGCAAGUGCUAUUGAAGAGGCUAUGGUUGAACAGGGGGAUAUAGUGGAAUGCUGUACCAUUCCAGUCAAUGAUAAACUCAAAGGACAGGUGCCAGUCGGACUCUGCGUCCUCAAGAAAAACGUCAACAAGCCGGAAAAGCAGAUCGUUGAUGAGGUGAUUGCCAUUGUACGCUCUAACGUCGGACCCGUAGCAUUCUUCAAGAGGGCUGUCAUUGUUAGUAAGCUACCAAGGACUAGAUCUGGAAAGAUUACUCGAGGAGUACUCGCUAAGAUGGUCAAUGGCGAAGAGUUCAACAUCCCCCCAACGAUCGAAGAUGCUACUGCAUACGAAGUAGUGAAGACUGCUUUGGUAGCAGAUGGGAUAAUGAAGGAAUAGACAGCACGAAAGUCAAGGAGUGAGACAGUGUCUUAUCAUUGACAACAAGAAAGUCAAUGAGUGGGACAGUGUCUUAUCGAAGACAGCACAAAAGUCAAAGAGUGGGACAGUGUCUGACCAAACGCUGCAGCUGGUACAUAUUUUCAAAUUUUAAAAUGGCGGAAUUUAUCCUCUUAUGCUUUUUAGUGUCUUGCAGAAUUAUAUUGAUGUACAUACAUUAUAGGCACACGUGUUUGCCAGUUUAGAGUCAUUAAAUAAAAAAUUUGAUAUAAAAAACAUGGUUUAUAGAUUAUGCAUAUACAUGACUCUAUACCGAUUGCUAAAAUUUGAUAAUUCUAUUUUAAUUUUAUUUUUUUAAUCUCUAAGCAAUUUUCUAAAUGGCUUUGAUUCAAGGAGGAAUUUUGCGUAAUAUCAAUGAUUUCUUUUUCCUUUCUUGGUUUUAAUUAUGUUCUGUUAGAUGUUUAUAUUGCCAAGUCAGGGCCAUGUUGCAUAAAAGGUACUAUUAUGGUAACUUUGCCAUCCAAUGGUAACUACCAUGGCAACGCCGAUCAACAGCCAAUCAAAAUCAAGGAUUCCAUGGAAGUUACCAUUGCAUGGCAAAGAUACCAUAAUGGUAACUCUUAUGCAACGGGCCCCUGGACAUUGAAGCCUCACUCUUUGGUGUGAUCACUCCAGAUGACUAAUUUUGUGUGCUAAUAUGUUGCUUGUCUCUGGCUAAGUGGAUUGUAACGUGACAUAAUUGAAGUUAUCGUUGAUAAUCAUUUUAAAGUAUCACAGACUUGUGUUUCUAACGAUAUUCUUCACUUCACUGAAGGCUUACAAUAUUUCUUAAGGAAUGCUUUGUUUAUCUUUGCUCUCUGCUCAUGUUGGCGUUUGCCAGAGGAAUCUGUAUUUUUGGGUUGUCCAUUUGUCUUUCUGAUUCGAUAUCGUUAUAAAUCAUUGAAAAAUAUUAGGUACUAGUUGACCUUUGUCUUUGAGGGUAAUACGUUUUGCAAAAGAAGGUUUACAAGGAUGAGGAAUGCUGUAUGGAUUGUUAUCAUGCACCCCGUCUGCCGUACAUGUACAUUUAGGUGGUUGCCAUGGUAUUUUGUGUCUUUCGGGUAUUUGCCCGUCUUAAUUGAUAUUGCUUGGCUAUAUAAACUACAUGUAACUUCAAAAUUCAACUCAUGUAUGUUCUUGGGAGUGACAAUUGUUUUGUUACAUUUUUGGUUUACGGGGUCAAAGGUUAGAUAUCACUAUAGCCAAGAGUGGUUUUAGGGAUAAACUUUGACCCCUGCCUGUACAUGAGCAAAGAAGGGGUCAUUAAAUCUUAGAGGUCAGGAGGUCAAAAUCCUAAGGUCACUGAGGCCAUAUUAUAAUUGGCUUUGUCUAUGCAAGAAAUGAACUGUUAGACAGAUCAACUUUUAACUGUUCAACAGAUCAUCUUUAAACUGUAAAAGAAAGUGUAAAUAUGGGAGCGGGGAUACUCUGACUUGAUUAUGUGGUAAAAAGGUCAAAGGUCACAGAGCCUGAGACGUCAUUGUUUGCUUGAAAAUGACUUCUUUCAAUAAAUAGAUAACCCUUCUACUGAUCAACUUCAGGUUGACUCAUCAACAUGUACAUGAAUCUACAUGAUAAUGUAGAUUUGAAAAGGUCAGAGGUUACAUGGUUCAUUCUCACAACAACUAAACAUCAGUGUGAACUUUGCUGUCAUCUGAUGCAAAUUAGAGGUCAAAGGUUAUGAAGAGUAUAUCUCGCUGUAAAGAUGAAUCCGGAUUGGACUUGGUUCAUGAAUGAAAUUAUUGGAGAUACCUAAGUAUUAUAAUUUAUGACUAUGAUAUCUGAUAUGAAAUUUUGAAUUCCUUAUUUGGUCAUGCCAGUUCUUAAUAAUUUCAGAGAGCUGUGUUUCUUUUUUUUUUAUUCUCUAGUAUGGUGCUGAUUUGAGAAUUCUUAUGAUAAAUAUAACAAUAUAUAAAUAAAUGUAAUAUGAAUCUAUGUGAAAGUAUAUAAUAUCCUAUAUACAGUGUAUAUAUAUAUUUUUUUAAUUUUUAAUUCAAAAUACAGCACACAGUGAAGGAAAAGUAUUUGGUAGUACAUCCAAGUAUUCAUAUUCUGUCAGUAGAUAUACCUUUGUCAGCUCCACUGACAAAGGUUUUAGUAGUUUUACCUGAUGAAUUAACGACCUCCUUUUCCAUGGAGGAUGUUUUAUAUCUUGUACAACAACCAUUUACAAUUUCUUUAUGAGUGAUAUUUUUCCUUAAUUGAAAUAUGGUGGCACAAAAUUUAACUUUAAAAAAAAUAUUUUUUUUUAAACAAAUGUUUUAUAAUGUACAAUCAUGUGCAGAAAGAAUCUGAAAUGUAAGUGACAGUAAAAUUUUGAAGAAAACAUUCAAUGUUGAGAAAGCUCAAGGAGAGAGAGACAGAAAGAAAAAAGAGUGUGUGUGUGUGUGUGUGUGUGUAGGGGGUAUUCAUUAUAUCUAAGAAAGAUUCAUCACAUCUAAGAAAGCAUACCUGCCUAGUAUUAAUAAUAAUAAUAAUGGUGGCUACUUAUAUAGCGCACAGGUCCACCUUUCGGUGCUCAUGGCGCUUCAAGGAAAAUAAACACAAAACACAACAAUAGAAAACAAAAAAAGAAUAGAAUUUGUAUUGAUGUUAAUAUACGCCCAGAUUUUUAAGCCGGGUUUAACUUUAAUAGACCAUGGUCUAAUUAUUAGGGGAAGCCAAACCUGUCAAAAUUUGUUAACAUUGAAUGCUUCUUAUACCCCUUUCAUAAACCCAUCCUCCAAUUAGCCGCCUAAGAGUAAUGCGGAUAAUUCAAUAAAAAUUGUGUUCACAAACUCCGAAAAUAAUCCGCACUAUUUUUACGAGUGCCCGUCCUGAAAAAGGCGGAUAAUCGUCAUGGCAACCGCACACACCCCCUCCGAUGUGGUUGUAAUGGAAAAGGGUGACCUUGUGACCGCACCAUGGCAAUUAUCCGCAUUACUUUGGAAUGCGUUCAUAAAGUCAAAAUCUGGUCCCGAUGCCGCUAUUAUGCGAAUAAUUGCAGCAUCAAAAUAAUGCGGAUAACUCUGGUCCUCCUCCGAUUUUACGACAAAAUUAUGCUGCUAUUAGCCGCAUAAUUGGUUUUAUGAAAGGGGUAUUAUGUUCACUGCGCCUUUUCCUAAUUCUUUAAUGGUGAAGACAACUAUCUUAUUUUAUCUUUCCAGACAGUUAAGAAUGAUUUGAGAGUCAAAUGAGCUGAUACUAUGAACCUCUACUGUUAUGGAUUUAUGUCACAAUUGGCUAUCCAUAGUUAAACCACAACUUUAAACCACAGCUUAAAUGAAACCCGACUCUAGAAUACGGGUCAUAGAGUAUAUAUGAUGAAAUGAUUUUUCAUGUAGAUGCUUCUAUUAGCACAAAUCCAUGUGUAAUUGGUCACACCUGUCCAGGCCAAACCUGGUUCAACAAAGUUGGACUUGCUUGGCAAAAAACAUGAAUAAAACAAAAGGGAGUAGAUGAAUGAUCAGUUCAAUAAUCCAUAAAAUCUUGUGGAUGACAUUAUUUGUGAAGAUUUUGAAAACUAUGUAGAUGUAUUUAAAUGGCCGUCCAAUCUUGAAAUAAUGUACUUCAUCUAGAAUUGAAAUUACCUUUUAUGUGAUGUGAUUGCAAAUAUACAUAUUCUUAUCUUUUUAAGCUAUUUUACCUGUCAUGGUGUAUGUGGUAUGCUGUCUAGAGAAGGGGUGGUGGAAGGGGCUGGAUAGAUUUUCCAAAUCUACCCUGUUCACAAAAUUUGGACUAAUAUCUACUCAAAAAAUCUGUGCCAGACUCGGUUUUAAUUUCUUUGCACGCUGAAAACAUGGGGGAUAAUGUUGACAAUUCUUGUGCAUCAGGAUUUUUGUGUAUCGAUUCUCUAGAUGUUACCCAUGAAGUUUAGGCAGUUUUUUUUCUUUCCUAUGCUGCAAUUUUGCACAUUCCUGCAAUCUUAACAAUUAUUUUUUGGCUUUUUGAUACAGAGAUUAGGAAGGAAAGUAAGUUUUAUUAAGAUUGUGAAAUUUGUUUGGAGGAAUGUGAAAAAUUUAAGCUUUUGCGUGCAUAGCGUUAAAAUAAUCCCAAAGGUCGAAUAGUAUUAUAAGGCUUGGAUCUUUCCUUUCCUUGAUUCUUUAUCUUCUUGACCCCCCUCCCAUGGCCCUGGGAAGCAGGGGUGUUGGGAUGCUGAGGCACCCCCCAAGAUUUGCCUGGGGUGAUGUGCGUGUUACUCACAAAAGGUAGCACCCCCUUGAAAUUUGGUUAGCUAAAACAGCAUAAAAUAGAAAUUUAACAAAAAUGUCCUUCAUUUUUUAGUGAAAAUCUUUUUUUUGGUCAAAAUUUAAACCAUCACCCCUUAAAAACAAAAUUAUUUACAGUGCCCUGACUCCCCCCCCCCCCUUUAAACAUCAUGCAUACUGCUAUUGUAGUUAUCAACCAUGAAUUCUCUUUUAAGAUGUGAUAAUUUAUUACGAAAUGUUUAUGAAAUGUACGAGAUUGCCAAAUUUUUGAUAUAAUUAUAUUCUAAUGAUUUGUUGUGAAUCCACAAUGUAAACUGUGUCAGUAUUACAGUCCAUUUCAGAUUGUGGAAUACAAUUCAUCUUGUGAUCUAGAUCAUUGAUCAGUUUUUCUAAUUGUGUAUUUGAUUAGAAGCAAUAUAUGUCUGGCUGGUCAACCCCAGCAUGUGUCAAUUGCCAAAAUAAUGUUGAGGGGCUACAUUCUAUUACUGCUGUAAACACUGAGAGAAAAUGAACGAUAUGAACCAUAUUUUGGAGUGGGGGAAUAGUUUAGCUAUGUUUAGUACCCUAUAUCAUCGGAUCUUCAUGCUUUAAUUGUUAAAAGAUUAUAACUUCAUUAACAAAAUGGAUUUGCGUUACAAAGUUUGUUUUACACCACCCGUGAUGAUAAGGAAAAAAAUAACUCAUUUUUCUGAUAUCAACAUGAUGUUAUGAAUCAGCUUUAACAAAAUACAAGAUGAAUUGAAUGAUUUUUUCACUUGGAUUAUUCUUGUGUGUUGUGAGGUUUCUUGUGCAUAUAGGGGCUGUUUGGAACAGUAUGAAAAUUGGAUUGCAAAUAUUUUCAAAUUUUAUAUAUCGCCUGUAGCUAUCGCCAAUCAGCUUCAAAAUUGACAAAUCACUUGUUGCUUGUGCAAUUCCAUUAUAUGUUGUUAAAAAAAUAAUUGACCAACGAUCCAGUUGAUUGUAAUUAUUGGUUUCUUGUGACAGCCACUCUGUCCAAGGCAUGCUUCAAAAGGAUAUAUUAUUAAUUGCAACUAAUAGUUAAUUUUGGUAUUUUACUUACACUUGAAUUACAAUCGCUUCUAAAUAUAUUGUGAAAGCCCCAACGUCUGGGGCACGUUUCAUUAAAAAUAAGGUUGAUUAUUGCAAUUUUGCCAUUAUUAGAAGUAUCAUGGAAAUCGUAAUUUUGAUGUGCUUAUGAGUCCAGUUACCAUGGUUACUAUGGUAAUUAUUGUGACAAAGUUACCUUAAUUGUGCAUCCUUUGUGAAAUAGGCCUCAGAUGUUCGCUCGGUUCAAGAUUGAUCUUUGACCCAUUGGAUCGCACAGUUUGUGGUGCGUAGGCUUGAAGUUAAUAUUUAAUGAACCUUGUAUUGAAUCGACAAUUUUAUCACUGCUUAAUAUGUCUUCCAAUGGCUAUUGAUUUUACAAGACAAAGUAUUCUGCCAAUUAUUGAUACAAAAUUAUUUCUAUAUUUCAUAUACGUGUGAGGGGUUCUGUAGUACUUUUAAAAAAUUGUGUGCCAUAAACUGCCUUCAAUGAGGAGAAGUGA
Messenger RNA from Lytechinus pictus (painted urchin), 8096 nucleotides. Its product is annotated as acyl-CoA synthetase short-chain family member 3, mitochondrial-like. The transcript is spliced from 15 exons. The record is from RefSeq and is a predicted model, not a curated record. NCBI's taxonomy places the organism in Eukaryota, Metazoa, Echinodermata, Echinoidea, Temnopleuroida, Toxopneustidae. Gene Ontology annotation, molecular function: propionate-CoA ligase activity. Bases 251 to 2323 code for a protein of 690 amino acids. Gene Ontology annotation, cellular component: mitochondrial matrix.